UUUCAGACAGACAGACAGACAGACGGAACAGACAGACAGCAUUUAUGUGUUCAUGUGCGACGUGUCUAACUUCACAAUCUCCACUAAGUUCACUACCACCGCUAGGGGACAGUAGACACUUCAAAGGCGUUUUUUUUAGUCGUUUACGGAAGAAGCCGAAGACGCCACCGCCACCACCACAUUGGUGGUGUCAUUCGGCUAUUUCCGCUGCGGUAGACGCCGUCUCAUGUAAACACUACAUGAGCCGGAAUCCAGGGAUCAAAUUGAAGUUUUUUGAAGCCUUCGGUGUCGUCCGUGGUUCGUGUGUGAUGGAGCUCCGCUUGGACUGAACCGGGAACCGCAACAUGUCUAUGGAAGACCCGUUCUUCGUCGUCAAAGGUGAGGUGCAGAAGGCAGUGAAUGCAGCUCAGAGCCUCCAUCAGAGAUGGAGCGAGUUGUUGCUGGAAGGGGGCGGAGCCUCCAAGGAAGAGAUGGACUGGACUACCAAUGAACUGAGAAACAGCUUACGCUCAAUCGAGUGGGACCUGGAAGACCUCGAUGAGACCAUCAGCAUCGUCGAAUCCAACCCCAAGAAAUUCAACCUGGAUGCUGCAGAGCUGUCCAAGAGAAAAGCCUUCAUCAGCAGCACAAGACACACAGUGAAGGAGAUGAAGGAGCACAUGUCUAGUCCAGCUGUAGCCUGCAUUGACCGAACAAACAAACAGGCUCUGCUGGGUGAUAGUGGUGCUCAGGGUCCGCUGUGGCAGACCUCUGGGGAUAAGUACACCCGACUGGACCGUCAGCUGCAGAACGCCAACUCUCAGUUCAUCGAGGAACAGCAGGUUCAACAACAGCUGAUGGCAGAGCAGCAAGACGAGCAGUUGGAGCUUGUUUCAGGAACAAUCGGAGUCUUAAAGAAUAUGUCUGAGAGGAUUGGCAUGGAGUUGGAUGAACAGUCUGUUAUGUUGGAUGACUUCAGCCAUGAGAUGGACAACACUCAGUCCAGACUGGAUAACGUUAUGAAGAAACUGGCCAAAGUUUCCCACAUGACCAGCGAUCGCCGCCAGUGGUGCGCCAUAGGUGUGCUGCUCGCCAUCCUCUUCGUUAUCCUCCUCCUGCUCUUCAUCCUCUGAUUGACAGACCUUCAUCCUGCAUCUGUAAACUGGAGGUCAAAGUUUGCAAUUUUUAACAAUUCAGACUUCGAUGGACAAAGGUUUUUUUUUGUUUUUUUUUUUGUCUCUGAACUUGAAAGCACCUCCAGCAACGUUAGUCAACGACACUUUUAUUGAAUAACACUAAAAUUGUUUGUUUGCUCUUCAUAUGUGUUUCUUUUAUUGCUUUUUUGACAUAAGUGACUGACACCUUUCCUUUGGUUGCCUCAACACAACAGGAAGUAACCCUAACAGUAAUAAUAAUUACAUUUCUCAUGACACUCACGACCGUACUAACAUGUUUCUGGAAAGUAUUCUGUGUGUGACAGUAAGAAGAAUACAAUAAAGUUUCAGUGAUGAUGAAACUUGGCAGCUGAUACUCUGUAUCAACAAUAAAGUGAAACACACAAGAAAAAAAUCUUUGCCCUUAAAACGCCAUUUUUUUGUUUGU
This is a messenger RNA of Doryrhamphus excisus (bluestripe pipefish), 1581 nucleotides long. RefSeq names its product syntaxin 6 (gene stx6). The record is from RefSeq and is a predicted model, not a curated record. Gene Ontology annotation, cellular component: membrane. Gene Ontology annotation, biological process: intracellular protein transport; Golgi vesicle transport. Gene Ontology annotation, molecular function: SNAP receptor activity. NCBI's taxonomy places the organism in Eukaryota, Metazoa, Chordata, Actinopteri, Syngnathiformes, Syngnathidae.